Colletotrichum higginsianum IMI 349063 is the source of this 1050-nucleotide messenger RNA. RefSeq lists its product as uncharacterized. The coding region runs from base 1 to 1050 and encodes 349 amino acids. NCBI's taxonomy places the organism in Eukaryota, Fungi, Ascomycota, Sordariomycetes, Glomerellales, Glomerellaceae. The record is from RefSeq and is a predicted model, not a curated record. The transcript has a single exon.
AUGCCUUUCAGCAAGAUCCUUUUGGCGGCCAUCGCCUUAAUGGCACGGCUUGUCCAUGCUGAGGAUGCUGCCCGGGAGCUUCAACUCUCCCAGAGCCCUCCCAGAACUGUGACUGGAGCGCAAGGCUGCUACACGGACUUCGGUCCGUCGUGGCGCGGCAGCGUUCCGACAUUCUCCCGCCUUUACUCAUACACGUUUCCCGUCACCGAGUACACCUACACCACGCCAACGACCAGCACCGUGACCGUCACACCCACCAUCUCCGACAAGGCUGUUGCAACAACUACGUCAACCGUCACUACGACUACGCACGUCUCAUCUGUCACUACCGCUACUGUCCGGGCCCCGGCGAGGUUUACUCCCCUUGCCUCCGUCGUUGCCAGAGCGGGCGGUGCCUCCGCCCUCAAGGACACCAUAGAUGAAGCUCAAGCCGAACAGGGAGAUGGCGAGAACAGCUUCAGUCUCAGUGUCGACGAGGAAGGAAAAUUCAUAGCCAGGCCCUUCCUCUGGCCGCAGGCGGUUGUCUGCGAGAAGGUCGUCCGCAUCUUCACGACCACCACGACAACUAUCACGGCUACCUGGGCCGCCACCACGACCACCACACUCCCCGGACCAACCGUGCAGACCACUGUUACAACGACGACCACACAGACUUCCACAGUCACUGACGUCGCCGCCAACCCCACGCAGACCAUCUACGAGGCCUGCCAAGCCAACAACCUGCAGGCCUACCGCGGCCAGCCGCGGUCGUACUUCGUCGAAGCUGUGCACAGCUGGCUCACCACCCGCGAGGAGCGCCGCGCGAGUAGCCCCGAGGGCUGCUGCAUCGCAUGCCAGACGACGUCCGACUGCGGCGGCAGCCUGUACCAUAUCCUCACCAGGACGUGCUACAUCUUCAAGUCUGGGGGUAACCGCAGACAGUGCAGAUCUCCAGGUGAGCUGCGAUCCACUACGAGCAUCACCACCGGAGGCGUCUUCUGGGCCAGUAACGGUGGGUGUGCAUCGUGGAGACUUUCGGCCAAGGAACCGGGGUCCUCGACGGAGGUCUAG